AUGAACUCGACUACUUCUUUUAGUGGUACUUCAAUACGGCGCCGAUUGACCACCACUGCCAAACAACGAAGUCAGCUCCACAACCAAUGGAAAGAGUCUCUGCGACAAGCCUGUGUGUCUCGAGCGCGAAAGAAUCGAAAGGACUUGAUUUGGAGAAAAAGACAACAACAACAACCUACGCUGACCAAUGACGAUGACAUGAUGGCUCGAAGUCUGGUCGAACAAGAACUGAGACAGCAAGGAGUCUCCAUUGUCACUCCUAGAAAGGCUUCUACUGUUUCUUCAGUGGAUGCAUUGAAUUAUGGUUUGACAACCGAAAAUAGAACCAAUCCAGCAGCACAACCAUGUUCCAUGAUGGCAGAUGAGGAGGAGCAUGGCUUUAGCAUUAGUGAACAGGAACUCGAUGAAUUACUGCAAGAAGUAGAGGAAGAAUUGAGGCGCAAUGAAGAAGAAUUGCUGGAAGAAAUGCUGGAAGAGGAACGAUGUCAGCAAGAAGACAUGGCACUGCAAAUUGCAGAGUAUGAAGAAUGGCAAAACACCAGCAAUAAUACAAGCAUGGACGAAGAAGAAUUUGUCAUUUGUCCCCUCUGCUGUGAGUCCAUGCUAGUGCAACAGCAACAACAGCAACAAUACUCAUCACAAUCCCAUCAGCCAACCAACAUGACGAUUGCUUGUCCCAAUGAUACGUGUCACUUUCAAAUCACUUCUACAAUGGGGCUGGCAGAUUUGAAAGAACAACUCAGAGUGGCAUUUGAGGAGCAUUCCAUGACUUGUCCUCAUAGUGGUACAUUGACAUUUGACUUGUUGCCACCAAUGGAAGCGACUGAACAGCAGCAACUUGUUGGAUCUUGUCCAGAGUGCGAUGGUGUCAUUCUACCAGUUGGCCAGAUGCCUUCAGCCAGUCUCACAUUUUGA
Messenger RNA from Seminavis robusta, 915 nucleotides. The record is from the annotation of a GenBank genome assembly. NCBI's taxonomy places the organism in Eukaryota, Bacillariophyta, Bacillariophyceae, Naviculales, Naviculaceae.